CUGGACUCAGAGAGGUAAAUCAGCCGCAGCAGGGGCAGCGCAGGGUCUCACGGACUCCCAGGGACUUCUCCUUCGUAAGGGGCAAUUGCUGCCAGUGAGGGUCAGUAACCAGGAUGGCUGCCCUGAGUCAGAAGCGAAGCUGCGGGCAAAUUAUGGAAGAAUUCAGAGAAUUCAUGUGGAACCCCCGGACCCGGGAAUUCAUGGGCAGAACGGGCAGCAGCUGGGGACUCAUCCUGCUCUUCUACUUGGUGUUCUACGCGUUCCUCACCGCGAUGUUCAGCCUCACCAUGUGGGUGAUGCUGCAGACCAUCGACGAGUACAACCCCAAGUACUCGGACCGGCUGGCCAAUCCAGGUUUAAUGAUUCGCCCCAAGACGGACGGUCUGGACAUAGUGUACAACGUGACGGAAGGUCAGGCCUCCUGGGGCAAAUAUUCCAGCGCCCUGGACAGUGUGCUGGGGGAUUAUAACCUCACGGUCCAGGAGCAGCGGGGCUCGGCGUGCAACGGCGGAGCGUACAACAGACAGGAGGACACGGGAGACGUGAGGAAUUACCCCAAGAGGGCCUGUCAGUUCCUGCGCAGCUCCCUGGGCCUCUGCUCCGGCCUCGAAGACAACUCGUAUGGGUACAAAGAUGGGACGCCCUGUGUGCUCAUCAAAAUGAACAGGGUCAUUCAUUUCCUGCCCAGCGUCAUCCCCCAGCUGUCUAAUACCUCGAUUACCGUCAACUGCACCGGGAAGACUGAAGAAAACGAACGGCUUUUGGGUAAAAGGGUUUAUUUCCCCAAUAACGGGACUGGCCUCGGCACCAUCGAUCUGAUGUAUUUCCCUUAUUAUGGCAACAAAGCUCAGAAGAAUUACACGCAGCCCCUGGUGGCCGUCCGCUUUGAGAACGCGAUGCGGAACGUGGAUCACCUCGUGGAGUGCAGAGUGAACGCGGGGAACAUCAACAACAAGGACGACAGAGACAAAUUCGCCGGCCGCGUGGCCUUCAGACUCCGGAUCAACAACUGAGAGCCGAGCCGGCCGGGGCCCCGACUCUGCAACGCCGUCACAGUGUAAAUUACCCCCUCCCCCGUAACCGCAGCACCUGUCGGCGACUCGCUCGGCGCCUCCAAGCCGGUGGAAGCUCUGGGCUCAGCGAAGCGCGUCGGGGGACACGUCGGGGGCCGUGCGUGGACGCUUUGGGGAAGCACGAGCUCCGUUAUACAGGCGCCUCUGGAGUGCCCAGCGGCUCCGGGUCCCCCCCCCCCGUUACAGAACCUGCCCCCCCAAAUGAGUAUUGCCCCAAAUCCCACUGACCCUGGGGCAGAACGUUUUCAGGGAUGAGAAAUGUUUUUAUUCUUGUAGCUACACCGGCUAUGCGCGUCGGUUACGGUGCGCCUCGGUGGUCUCAUGUACAUGAAACACAAAACCCCGCAGGACUCUUUUGUAAAUAUUUUACCUUAACGCAAAAAUACCAAAUACCCCACCAAGUGUGUGACGAGGGCAAAUAACUUGCCCUCCAAUAAAGUGUUCCCCCCAAUAAAACCUCUUUGUGUUAAA
Molecule: messenger RNA, 1544 nt
Organism: Spea bombifrons (plains spadefoot toad)
Lineage: Eukaryota; Metazoa; Chordata; Amphibia; Anura; Pelobatidae
Product: sodium/potassium-transporting ATPase subunit beta-2-like
Exons: 7
Coding region: 114-1013 (299 amino acids)
Biological process (GO): intracellular sodium ion homeostasis; intracellular potassium ion homeostasis; sodium ion export across plasma membrane
Cellular component (GO): sodium:potassium-exchanging ATPase complex
Molecular function (GO): ATPase activator activity
Source: RefSeq, a predicted model, not a curated record